Camelina sativa (false flax) is the source of this 945-nucleotide messenger RNA. RefSeq names its product peroxidase 44-like. Gene Ontology annotation, biological process: response to oxidative stress; hydrogen peroxide catabolic process. The record is from RefSeq and is a predicted model, not a curated record. Lineage: Eukaryota; Viridiplantae; Streptophyta; Magnoliopsida; Brassicales; Brassicaceae. Gene Ontology annotation, molecular function: peroxidase activity; heme binding.
AUGAGGUCAAUCCCAGCUUUGUUUGUACUUUUCUGUCUCCUUGUUCAUCCUACUUUUGCGCGACGCCCAUCUGAGCGAAUCCGGUUAGGGUUCUACCGCCGGUCAUGCCCCCGCGCCGAAUCAAUUGUUGCUAAUGUUGUUGCCAAACAUUUCCGUAGUGACAAUACCGUUACUGCAGCAUUAGUUCGCAUGCAAUUUCAUGACUGCUUUGUCAGGGGUUGUGAUGCUUCUCUCUUGAUUGACCCAACACCCGAAAGACAAUCAGAGAAAAGUGCCGUACCAAAUGCAAGCGUGAGAGGCUACGAGAUUAUUGAUGAGGCUAAGAAGCUGCUCGAGGCUGCAUGCGCCCGAACUGUUUCAUGCGCGGACAUUGUAACUCUCGCCACUAGAGACUCCGUGGCGUUAGCUGGUGGUCCAAGAUUUUUAGUGCCAACAGGAAGACGUGAUGGAUUAUUGUCAAACCCCGAUGAUGUAGAGUUGCCCGGACCAGCAUUUCCAGUUGCCAAUUCCAUCGAAUUAUUUGCAGCUCAUGGUUUGAAUACGGAAGACAUGGUUACACUUAUUGCUGGUGGCCACAGUGUUGGUGUCACGCAUUGUAGCUUCAUCCGAAAUAGAAUCAAUGACCCUGCAAUGAACAGAACAUUGAAUGCUAGGUUGAGGGACAUAUGUCGUGCUCCAAAUGACCCAUCAGUGUUCUUGGACCAAGGGACUCCAUUUACAGUGGAUAACGUGAUCUUUAGAGAGAUCGAAGCGCAAAGAGGAAUCCUAAAAAUUGAUCAAAACAUGGGUCUCGACAAUUCAACCCGUGAAACUGUGUCAACCUUUGCCUCAAACAAUAAAAUCUUUAGACGGAGAUUUGCCAAAGCAAUGGUCAAAAUGGGUACCAUAAGAGUUCUUACCGAACGUCUUGGAGAGAUCAGGAGAAACUGCAGAGUCUUCAACUAA